This is a messenger RNA of Truncatella angustata, 693 nucleotides long. RefSeq names its product P-loop containing nucleoside triphosphate hydrolase protein. Lineage: Eukaryota; Fungi; Ascomycota; Sordariomycetes; Amphisphaeriales; Sporocadaceae. The record is from RefSeq and is a predicted model, not a curated record. Bases 1 to 693 code for a protein of 230 amino acids. The transcript is spliced from 2 exons. Gene Ontology annotation, cellular component: cytoplasm. Gene Ontology annotation, molecular function: gluconokinase activity.
AUGCUUUCAUACGACAACCCAGUUUCGAGCCCGACAAAGAUGAACAAGCCAACGACUGCUGGCCGGAGUGCAAAGCCCAUUACCAACGCUACUAUGACGCAUGCACCACACGUAUCAGUCACUGCUGCGCAGAAGGGCAACGCCGGACCCAGACAUCACCACAUCUGGCUAGUGACGGGUCCUGCUGGUUGUGGUAAGAGCACAGUCGCCGCGCAUCUUUCGGAGAGCUUAGGAUUCCCAUACUUGGAGGGCGAUGAGUACCACCCAAAAGCCAACAUUGACAAAAUGGCCGCCGGCAUCCCACUUACAGACUCGGAUCGAUGGGAUUGGCUGACCGAGUUGCGCGAGGCCUCUCUCAGAAAGCUGGCGGAUGGUGCCGACGGUGUAGUGCUCACAUGUUCAGCUCUCAAGCGCAAGUACCGCGAUGUCAUUAGAGUGGCACCCUAUUACUCUCACGACGUCGUCCUGCACUUUGUUUACCUACAUGCGCCAGAGGAGGUGCUCCUGCAGCGCGUCGGUGCCAGACAAGGCCACUACAUGGGCGCAAACAUGGUGCACAGCCAAUUCUCCAUCCUCGAGCCCCCCACUGCCGAGGAGACCGAUGUCAUCAGUGUCGAUGUAAGCGGAAGUGAGCACGAAGUCCAACAGGAGGCCCUCAGCAAAGUUCUUCAGGCCAUGGAGGAGCAAGCCUAG